AUGUAUGCGUAUCUAUUAUCUGUUGAACCAGUUACAUCGGGAAGCCAAUCGUUGAGAGUUCUCGUUCGUGCCAGUGUGAAUGCCCAUCCCUCAUCAGACUAUUCUCGUUCGUGCCAGUGUGAAUGCCCAUCCCUCAUCAGACUACUGAGAACAAAGGACAAUGGAUGGUACAUAGCAGAGCAUCGAGAUGGACACAACCAUGCAUUGUCACAAACAUAUGGCCAGACAAUACACUGGCCGUCACACAAGCAUAUUGACGUUUACAGCAAGGAUUUAGUGAAGCAGUUGAGGCAGAACAAUGUCAAUUUGUCAAAAGUCUACAGCAUUAUUGGCAGCUUUUUUGGAAAGAUGGAGAAUGUGCCAUUUACCAAAAGAGCUCUGCGGAAUUUGUGUGGCAAGAUAAGCCGGGAGCAAGCAGAAGAUGAUGUUAGGAAAACAAUGGAAGUGUUUCAUGAUCUGUGCUCAAAGGAUCCACAAUUCACGUAUCGAGUUCAGGCAGACAAAGAGGGCAGGAUCAGCAACUUGAUGUGGGCUACAGGGAACAGUAGGCUCCAGUACAACUUCUUUGGGGAUGUCAUUACAUUUGACACAACCUAUAGGACCAACCUGUAUGACAUGCCAUUUGGGUUAUUUGUUGGAGUGAACAACCAUUUCCAGAGUAUCAUACUAGCUGGUGUGCUAGUUCGGCAUGAGACAGAGGAAACAUUUGAGUGGGUCUUCUCAGAGUUUGUUAGGAUAAUGGGGGGGGGGGGGGGAGGGCGCCACAAACAAUACUUACCGGUAAGAUUGGAUGCAAAUUUAUUAGUGUAA
Messenger RNA from Triticum aestivum (bread wheat), 810 nucleotides. RefSeq names its product protein FAR1-RELATED SEQUENCE 5-like. The record is from RefSeq and is a predicted model, not a curated record. Lineage: Eukaryota; Viridiplantae; Streptophyta; Magnoliopsida; Poales; Poaceae. Bases 1 to 810 code for a protein of 269 amino acids. The transcript is spliced from 2 exons.